GUUCGUAAGGCAAAGCGAAUCACAGCAUUCGGAACAUUCGCUGGUUUCGAACGUAAAAAUGGCGCAUAUGAUAAGAUCCAAGUUUGUCCUUAUGUCAUUGAAGUACGCUAAUCGUGUUGCGCCUCGCAUUUCCGUGCCCUUAAAAUUUCAACGAUUAUGCUUCCACACCAGCGGGAUUCUCGAUGUGAAGGGAAAAGAGUUGUUGAUGCCGUCUUUAUCACCCACCAUGGAAAGCGGCACCAUAGUAAAGUGGUUCAAAAAGGAAGGUGACCAGAUUAAUCCUGGUGAUGCUAUUGCAGAUAUCCAGACUGAUAAAGCUGUUGUCACAAUGGAAUUUGAUGAUGAAGGUGUACUAGCAAAAAUAAUUGUACCUGAGGGAACAAAAGAUAUUAAAGUAGGAACCUUAAUAGCUCUUACUGUUGAGGCUGAUGAAGACUGGAAAACAGUAGAAAUGCCAGAUGGUUCGACGCAAGUUUCUCCAGCAGCAUCAACUUGCACUGAAUCAAGUGCACCUGCCUCUGCUGAACCAAAAACAGCUGAACCACCACCAGGCCAACAAAACAUUGCUAUGCCUGCUCUGUCGCCGACUAUGACAUCGGGAACGAUUGUAAAGUGGCUAAAGCAGGAAGGUGAUGAAGUACAACCGGGUGAUGCAUUAGCAGAUAUACAAACAGAUAAAGCUGUUAUGAGCUUUGAAUUAGAGGAGGAAGGCGUACUCGCAAAAAUUCUUGUUCCAGAAGGAUCUCAGGUAGAAGUAGGACAAUUAAUAGCUGUCAUGGUUGAAAAAGGAAUGGAUUGGAAACAAGCUAUUGUCCCAGUGUCGACCAAGUCUGCAGCACUUACGGCAUCAAGUCCUACUCAACCGAGUGCACCAGCUGAUGUAAAACCAUCAUUAAGUGAGCAAAUAUAUGGUUUGGCUGUAAAAAGAUUAUUGGAAGAAUAUGGCCUGAGCUCUGAUUCCAUCAAGGGCACUGGACGUACAAAUCGUUUAUUGAAGAGUGAUGUCCUAGCAUAUAUUCAGACGCAUAACAUUAAAAAAAUUGCACCUAAAACUGCACCGGCUCCAAAAACUGCAGAAGCUCCUAGUUUGACAAAGGCAUCUGUCCCGACUGAUAAGCCGACUGCAUAUGAAGAUAUCGAAAUAUCCAAUAUUCGUGCGGUUAUUGCUAAACGACUUGGAGAAUCAAAAAGGACUAUACCACAUUCUUACGCUACUAUAGACAUAAAUAUUGACAAAUUAAUUGAGCUCCGCAAAAAAUUAAAAACGGAGAAUAUAAACGUAUCACUUAAUGACUUUAUUACUAAAGCUGUCGCUCAUGCGCUUAUCGAGUGUCCGGAUAUAAAUGUAUUGUAUCAAAAUGAACAAAUCGUUCGAGUUCCAAAGGUGGAUGUGUCUAUAGCAGUUGCGACAAAAACAGGUCUGAUUACUCCAAUAGUAUUUGACACCGCCACUAAGAGCUUAGUAGAUAUUUCUAAAAACAUUCGAGAAUUAGCAGAAAAGGCAAAAGAAGGGCGGCUUAAACCGCAAGAGUUUCAAGGAGGAACAUUUACGAUUUCAAAUUUGGGAAUGUUUGGUAUUAAGGAAUUUUCUGCCAUUAUAAAUCCUCCACAAACUGCCAUUCUUGCUGUAGGCUCGGGACGAGAAGAGCUGGACUUAUCAUUAAUGAAAGUAACGAAAAUGACAGUACAACUAUCAUAUGACAGACGGGCAAUCGAUGAAGAUCAAGCAGCAGAUUUUUUGGCUGUUCUCAAAACAAUGCUGGAAGAUCCCGCUUUUCUCGCAGCUGGCAGGAUGCAAGCACUAAGGUAUAAACGUGAUGCUUAUUAAUCGCUUUUUUUGAACCUAUCCUGUCUAAAGUGUUUAUUACAAAAACAGCGCUCAAAAGAAUUAAAUAAAUUAUGUAAUUAUGUUAACUCUGCUAAAAAAAUGUGUUGGAAAAAGUAGUUAAUUAAUCAACUCAUAUAAUAGUAUAAUGUACAUUAACAUUGGCUGUUUUUGAAAUAAACAAAAGAAUUUAAUGAUUAAUAUCAAUCCUAUCUUUCGUGCCAUACGUAUUAUUAAAGCGCAAAUUACAUACUUACAUGAAAAUAACGCUGUUUAUCGUUAUCAAAAACUUUGACCAAAGAAGAUAUAAUUUAUAUAUUUAUACUGCCAAAAUGAUAUUUUUUAAACUAAUAUUGUGGACAAUAUUAUAAAUAUUCUAUUUGUAAGUUAAUUGAUCAAACUAAGUGAAACUUUUAAAUCUGUUAAUCUGAUUUUUAAAAUAUUUUUUAUUAUUUUAACACAAUUUAUGUCAAAAAUAUUUUUAGAUUAAUCAAAUUAAUUAUUAAUUGAAUUAAUGAUUAAUUCCCAUAAAAAAUUAACUGAUGGGAAAAGACAACGUCCAUUAUUCUGUAUUUAGAAUCUUGUAAAUAAUUAGAAUACUCUUAAAUAAGUUUUCUUUUGUAAAUAUCUGCAAAUUAUUGGUUCUAUGAUGGAAAUCAUAUAAAUGUACAUCUAAUUGUGAGUCAAAGUGAAUAGCAUAUAAAUAUCUUUAU
Molecule: messenger RNA, 2538 nt
Organism: Pogonomyrmex barbatus (red harvester ant)
Lineage: Eukaryota; Metazoa; Arthropoda; Insecta; Hymenoptera; Formicidae
Biological process (GO): pyruvate decarboxylation to acetyl-CoA
Cellular component (GO): mitochondrion; pyruvate dehydrogenase complex
Molecular function (GO): acyltransferase activity
Source: RefSeq, a predicted model, not a curated record